Messenger RNA from Aaosphaeria arxii CBS 175.79, 1812 nucleotides. RefSeq names its product putative lipo protein. Bases 103 to 1812 code for a protein of 569 amino acids. Lineage: Eukaryota; Fungi; Ascomycota; Dothideomycetes; Pleosporales. The transcript has a single exon. The record is from RefSeq and is a predicted model, not a curated record. Gene Ontology annotation, molecular function: hydrolase activity, acting on carbon-nitrogen (but not peptide) bonds.
GCUGUGCUUUAACAAUUGAAGAGAAAGAUAAGAGAAAGGAAAAGAAAGGGUUCUACCAAAACUGACGUGCUUACUUCAUAUCUUGUUCAAGUGCGCGUAAAGAUGUCUGCCACCGCAGUCUUCAGAAAUGGUCGAGUCUUCACAGUCGACGACAAAUUCACCAUUGCGGAAUCCCUCGCUAUCCGUGACAACACCAUCGUAGCUGUUGGAUCUGACCUCGAAGUUUCAAAAUGGAUUGGACCUUCGACAAAAAUCACCGAUCUCCAAGGGCGAUCUCUGCUCCCUGGGAUCAACGAUUCGCAUCUCCACGCCCUCAUCAUGGGCGUCACUUCGCCGCCCCAGAGCGUGAACGUGGGAUUCCCCUCUGUGAAAUCGAUCGCUGAUAUCCGCAGCAUUGUCGCCUCAGAAGUCAAGAAGAAGAAUCCUGGGGAGUGGAUAAUCGGCAGCGGGUGGUUUGAGGACAAUCUGGAGGAAUGCAACGAAAAGAGCGGGACUAAAGGCCGACUGCCACAUCGAGACGACAUCGAUGAAGUGUCUCCAAACAACCCGGUCUUUCUACAGGAUUUCUCGUUCCACAGGUCCUGGGUCAACUCCGCGGCGCUGGCCGUCGCAGGCAUUAAUGACCUCGACAUCUCAUCUCACGGUGGCAAUGUCUUGAAAGACGACAAAGGGAAACUCACGGGCGUGUUCUGCGAAGGCGCCCAGUCACUGGUACAAGGAUACCUCCCAGCCGUGAACGAAGACCUCAGAGAGCGCAGCAUCAAAGCCGCCGUCUCCCGCAUCCAAGCCUUCGGCAUCACCAGCCUCACCGACCCAGCCCUCGGACCCGGUGGAGAAAAGAUGGGCGGCCGAGCAGCAGGAACCGCUGCCAUACACACAUAUGCCAGGCUCGCACGCUCCGGGACAUUAGGAGUCCGAGUGAACGCUCUCUACCUCCCCGCGCCCCAAUCUGGCGCCACACCAGAAGAAUACGCGCAACAUGUCGAAGCGGCCACAUUGUCCCCUCCAGACGUCGACCCGCGCCAUUUCCGCGUCAUCGGCAUGAAGGUGUUCGCAGAUGGGAUCCCGACCGCCCACACGGCCUGGAUGCACACUGCGUACACCAACGCGCCCACCUGCGGCUCGCUCUGCAUCGGCGGGUCCUCGCACGACCAGCGCGUCGAGAACCUCGACAAGAUCAUCAAAAUCGGGCACGACCUCGGACACCAGCUAGGCAUCCACGUCACGGGCGACAAGGCCAUCGACGCCGUGGUUGACGCGCUCGUGGCAGCGCAGAAGGCGAACCCGAGGCCGGAUCCUAGGCACUACUUGAUCCAUGGGAACUUGGUGUACGAGCCGACGCUGAAGAAGAUGGCGGCGCACGGCAUCGGCGUGAACUUCAACCCCGGCAUCAAGUGGGAGGUUGCGGAUGGCGAGGCGGAGGUCAUAGGGGAUGAGAGGGCGGAGUACGAGUUCCCGUAUGCGUCUGCGUUGCGGGCUGGAGUGAAGGUGAUGAGUAGCUCGGAUGCGCCUGUCGUACCGCCGGAUUGGCGUCAGGGGGUUGCGACGAUGAUGUUAAGGCAGGGGAGGAGUACGGGGAUUGUUAGUGGGAAGGAUGAAUGUGUUGGGUUGGAGGCAGCGUUGAGGACGUAUACGAUCAAUGGGGCAUGGCAGGACUUCGCGGAGAGUUGGAAGGGUUCGUUGGAGGUGGGAAAGGUGGCAGAUCUUUGUGUUGUCGGUGCUGAUUUGAUGGCAGUGAGUCCGCAGGAGAUUCCGAAUGUGCCUAUAGAUGUGACUAUUCUGGACGGGAAGACUGUAUACUCUCGGGUCUAG